CCAUUUUUAAUUCAUAAGUCAGUACAAGGUUAAGAGAUCUGUUCAUCAAAGAAAUGUCAAACCCAACAUCUUUAUGUUUCUUAUAUGAACUCUCAAGCUCUUCUCUCAUGGAAGUAAAUGAAGACACGAUCCCAUAUAUGCAAAAUCUUUUUCAAGAAGAAGAAACUUCAUUAGGAAAGAGAAAGAUAGCUUCGAUUGUGGAGACAGAAGAUGAAAGGGAAGUGAAGAAAAUAGCCUUCUUUUCUCAAGUACCUCUAGAAGAAGAAGACAUUGAUAUGGUCGCAGAAGAUACAGAAAGAGAGGAUCUUAUAGAUAAUAACGAGAUUAUCAUGGAAGAAAAUGCUCUUGAAGAAUGUUGUGUCGUUGACUUUGAUGGUUUCUUUUGAAACAUCGUCGUUGACUUUAGUAGGUUCUUUUGAAAUCUAUCUUCUCUUGGCAUCUGCGUUGACCUUUUUCUUAUGAUACUUGCUUUGCAUCAUAUAUGUCAUGUAAUUUUACUUGUUUGGAUAACUAAAAAUUUCUGAGCCUAAAAACCCAUUACUUCCUUGGAUUAGCGGUGAGAUUAACA
Molecule: messenger RNA, 568 nt
Organism: Eruca vesicaria subsp. sativa (arugula)
Lineage: Eukaryota; Viridiplantae; Streptophyta; Magnoliopsida; Brassicales; Brassicaceae
Source: the annotation of a GenBank genome assembly